This is a messenger RNA of Plutella xylostella (diamondback moth), 1230 nucleotides long. The record is from RefSeq and is a predicted model, not a curated record. Lineage: Eukaryota; Metazoa; Arthropoda; Insecta; Lepidoptera; Plutellidae.
UGGGGAUUUAGAGUUGUUAUUCCUGAAGCUUUACAAAAUUUAAUCAUGAAUGAGUUACAUUCAAGUCAUUUCGGAAUAAAUAGAAUGAAGCAAAUAGCUCGUUCCUAUUUUUGGUGGCCAACUGUGGAUAAAGAAAUAAGCAAUAUUACAUCUUCAUGUUUAAUUUGUUUAGAGAAUCGCAAUGCACCUGAAAAAGCGCCUCUGUCUACUUGGCCAUGUUCUGAGUCUGUGUGGGAAAGAUUACAUGCAGAUUUUCUUGGUCCUAUUUAUGGAAAAAUGUUUCUUGUAAUAGUCGACAGCUAUUCAAAGUGGCCUGAAGUUUUUCUCAUGUCAAAUAUUACAGCAGGUAAAACCAUCUCAAUUUUCAAAGAUGUAUAUACAAGAUUUGGUUAUCCACUCCAUUUGGUGGUAGAUAAUGGCCCAACCUGGACAAGCAAUGAAUUUAAAGAAUUUUGUAACAUAACAGGGGUAAAGAUGAGCUAUACACCUCCCUAUCAUCCGGCCACAAAUGGAGCGGCUGAACGAUUCGUACAAACAUUUAAAAACCAUGUAAAAAAAAUUGUGGAUAGCGGACAUAAUUUAGAAUAUGCCACUAACUUGUUUCUGUUCGAUUAUCGAACUAGUGUUAAUAGAACCACUGGUGUUAGCCCUGCAAAAUUGUUAUUUGGGCGUGAGCUUAGGUCAAGGUUUUCCCUUCUAAGGCCACAGCCAAUUAGUACACGUUUGCAAAUGCAUAAUGAAAAACUUAAACAGUAUUAUCAGGGAAGUAGAUCUGUGUUAUUUAAUGUGGGGGAGAAGGUUAUGAUUAGAGAUUAUAGAAAUAAGGCAAAAAAAUGGAUUCUUGGUCAAGUACAGGAGAGUCUAACACCAGGAGUAACUUAUAUGGUUGAAGCACAGGGUAGAGUUGUCAAACGACAUGUUAACCAAAUGUUAAAGUGUUCAGUGACCAUUUAAGUACUGUAAUCUAUAAAAAUAUACUAAUUAUUUUUAAUAACCUAUUGUGUGUACCUACUGCAUUGUUAGUAUAGUAGAGUCAUGAAUUACAUGUUAAUCCCAACAUGUCAUAGUCCUACUUGUACUUUGCUAGUAUAGUUACUGUGUUAGUUUAUAAGUAUACUUACUGUACCUACCUAAAUAAUAUAUUAUUAUGUACUUGUACUUUUGUUAUUUCGGGGCGGGGAAGAGUGUGGCAACACAAAAUUAUAAUAUAGUGAGUUUUUCGACUGGCAA